AUGAAUGUACGUCAAAGAGCCUUAGAAUUUGCAAAUGGUGACAAUGUGUUUCUUAGAGUGGCACCCAUGAAGGGAGUAACUAGAUUCAGCAAGAAAGGGAAAUUGAACCUCUGCUACAUCAGACUAUUCGAAGUUUUAGAAAGAGUAGGCCCGGUAGCUUACCUGUUAGCACUGCCACCAAAUCUAGCCGGAAUACACAACGCUUUCCAUGUCUUUAUGCUGAGGAAGUACGUCCCUAAUCCAUCGCAUGUCAUCGAAUACGAUCCCCUAGAAUUACAAGAAGACCUGACAUAUGAGGAAAUUCCAGUGAAGCUAUUGGAUCGCAAGGUUCAAGAGCUACGCACCAAAAGCAUUCUAUUAGUGAAAGUUCAAUGGAGAAAUCAUGAAAUUGAAGAAGCAUCAUGGGAAUUAGAAGAUGGACUUGCUGGGUCAUCAAGGAAAGUCGUAGGGGAGAUGGUUUCUAUAGCUGGAACUGAAAAGGGAGGUAGGUUUUGUUGUGUAAGAGUGGUAGCUGGUAGGUUAGGGGGUGUUGAUGGGUUUAACGGUAUAUCAGGAAGGGUGGACUGA
Alnus glutinosa is the source of this 567-nucleotide messenger RNA. RefSeq lists its product as uncharacterized. Bases 1 to 567 code for a protein of 188 amino acids. The transcript has 2 exons. Lineage: Eukaryota; Viridiplantae; Streptophyta; Magnoliopsida; Fagales; Betulaceae. The record is from RefSeq and is a predicted model, not a curated record.